Molecule: messenger RNA, 1240 nt
Organism: Nomia melanderi (Alkali bee)
Lineage: Eukaryota; Metazoa; Arthropoda; Insecta; Hymenoptera; Halictidae
Source: RefSeq, a predicted model, not a curated record
AACUGAUCGUGUACCGAGCGGUCCGUUUCGGCGCGUUCCGUGCGUCCAGGGAACAAGUUGGAAAAGGCGCGCAUCACGCGACGCAUCAGGUCAACUUACUGGACGUUCGCGUCCUUUCGGGGGACUCUUAAUUAUCAGUUAAACGUUAUCAUUGCUCGCGCAUGUUGGCUGUGAAGAAUUUACAACCGAUGAUAAGAAAAACUGGAAUGCCAACAAGGACAAGAAGAGGGAGAGAAUCUUACUGCAGGAUUAUUACUAAGAGGGAGGAUCCAGGUGGAACAGAAGAACAACAACAAUCAAGAAUAAGGAAUGGAGUUACACAAAUGAAAACGGCGUCGGCUGUAUCUAAAUAUUUGUUACAGGUGUUUCCUACAAGAACUCCUCAAUUUUCCAAUUUUGGCAUUCGCAGUGCUCACUAAAACCUCUUUGACUGCACAAUCUGGACCGCUACGGGCCGGUUUCGGCUCGGCCGAGCACGAGCCAAUAUUUACCAGGAGACCACGAGCCAGGGAUAUUUUCCUCGCGGAGGAUUCUCCGCGCGCCCCGGCCGAAGGAUCAGCUCGCGUGGGUGGGGGAAAAGGACUAGGAGAGGGGGCCGGGGGGAGGUCAGGAUACGUCGGUUUUCGGGACGAAGGCGUGGGAGUCGAGGAGCAUCAAGGACAAUAGAAGGCUCGUGAAAGGAUCAGAGGAGCAGGACGAGGCUGCUGGUCCACGGCGUGCGACGUGCCCGGCGAUUUCGUGCCCAGCGCUGAUUGGUCGGCCGGCGGGUGGAUCUUCGAUUUACGAUGCUGCUGUGCGUCGAAUGACACGCGACUUCCUCGCGUCGGAGCGGAUUUAAUUAAUCGCUGUGCCAGGCGGAUCGGUUUUCGGUUCCGACUCAGCUUACAGGUUUGCUUUAGCUUCGAUACAAACGAACGGUCUGUCAGAGAAUUUUUAUAAACACAAUAUAUUGCUAUAACAAUUAAUUAAUAUUAUAUGUGGUGUGUCAGGUUAACGUUUAUUCACGUCGAAUUCUUAUAACGCAAGGCGAAAUUGAAAAUAGAAUAUUGAAUAUUUGAUUAAAUGUGGUUGAUGAACUUCUAACAUCUCGUAGAAUAUGAUAAAAAUAAUUUCAUACGAUCUUUUGUCAGCGUUGCAUCUUUUUGUCAUUGUUUUGUAUCGCUUUCUUUCACAUUCUUUGAUGUUGCGUUUGAUGCGACAUUGCAGUCAUACGAUAGAGGUCGAGUAGAAAAACGCAACG